Fusarium pseudograminearum CS3096 is the source of this 408-nucleotide messenger RNA. RefSeq lists its product as uncharacterized. Lineage: Eukaryota; Fungi; Ascomycota; Sordariomycetes; Hypocreales; Nectriaceae. Bases 1 to 408 code for a protein of 135 amino acids. The record is from RefSeq and is a predicted model, not a curated record. The transcript is spliced from 2 exons.
AUGGAGGUCAUCACUUUUUUCGUCAUCUUGUCUAUGUCGAUUGCGUUCAUAGCUAACGAUCCUAUUCAAACACCAUUUGGAGCCAUCGUUGCAUCAUUUGUUGUUGCGUUCUUCGCACUGAUUGGAGGCGCCUCGUUCAUCAACCAUGUCAUCAUCUCAGUCCAAGAGCGAUUGGUUGUACCACCAGAAGACGAUAUCUUCUCGAGACCCUCCCUGCGUAGAGUGACAGGCUACGGACCUGCAGAAUUCGACACCCAUGAUAAGUUCUAUCACACCUACGGCAUCUGCUGUGGCAAAAAGGGGCAAUGUCACUCCUGUCUUAAGCAGCACGCCGAACAGCUUAGAGACGAGCAGGUGGAAGACAAGUUUGAGUUCGACAGGAAGAUUAAGCAAGCCCUUGCCGAAUAG